AUGACAUCCUCAUCAAUCCUGACACCACUCAAAGACCUCAAAGUCGCCAAACAUCAGAUUCCAGCAUAUGGGUUGACACCGAAUACGUCUAUUCAGAACAAGCCUUUACUUGUGUAUAAAGAGGCGUUUAAACAAGGUACUUCUGCUGCACAGAUUGAAGAACAUUUGAGGGGCAUCGGAGAGGUCGAGCCGGCUUGGAGGUAUACUAUGUACAGUACAUCACACUUCCACUCCACCUCGCACGAACUCCUCUGCAUUUCCACCGGCUCCGCUCGCCUCUGUUUCGGCCAUGAAGAUAAUCCAUCCAACAUUACACCCACCGUCUCUGCUGGCGAUGUUAUCGUCGUUCCUGCGGGUGUGGCUCAUCGUUUACUUGACGAUAUAGAAGGGGGGUUUGAAAUGGUGGGGAGCUAUCCGAAGGGAAAGAGUUGGGAUAUGUGUUAUGGGAAAAAGGGGGAGGAGAAGAAAAUCAAGGAGAUUGAGAAAUUGGGGUGGUGGAAGAGAGAUCCGGUGUUUGGGGAUGAGGGGCCGGCUUUGGAGGUUUAG
Messenger RNA from Aureobasidium pullulans EXF-150, 546 nucleotides. RefSeq lists its product as uncharacterized. The coding region runs from base 1 to 546 and encodes 181 amino acids. The transcript has 2 exons. The record is from RefSeq and is a predicted model, not a curated record. Lineage: Eukaryota; Fungi; Ascomycota; Dothideomycetes; Dothideales; Saccotheciaceae.